AUGGCGGUUAAGGGCAGAACCACGCCUCUCCAUCUUCUCAAAAAGAAAUACCCAAAAAAUGUGGAACAAUCAGCUAGUUCCACUUGCCCAUCUGACGAAAUCUACGAUCAUCAUAAUAUCGAAGAUUCUCCUCUAGCCAGUGAGGUGACGAGACAGAAAGACGUGACAAAUGAUCCUUCAAUACGGAUCUCCCACGUCCUGUCUCACGAAAGGAGGCUCAACAGAAUCACAAACAGAGAGACCUCUUUCGCAAAAACAUUCGGUCCCACACAGUUCAGGCACUGGAACCUGGAUCGGUCACAAUAUUCAACCGCUAUCACACUAUUCAUUGAUGAUCUACCUACACGGCACCAUGGUAGGCUUGCCCCAUGUGCCGCUGUUUGUGCGACAACCACCGGUCUUCCGCCUGUUCACACAUCAGGCUCAAGGUCCAAUCCCAGAAGUGUCUCAGCCCAAUAUCAACCGUACAUCUCGCCGGCGGCCAUGCACAACCUGAUGUAUGCGAUCCCCUACCAGGCGCAACAACAUAUGGCCUAUGGCAGUAUGUCGUACUCGUACAUGAACAACCCCAUGCGAAGUGCAAGCUCUAAUUUCAACCAUGAACUACUUCAAUACGAGAUUCCACAUACUGCAAUGAUACUGAACAUGCCAAAAUAUGACAACAUUACUGACCCAGAUGACCACAUCGACAACUAUGAGUGGACAAUGACAUCUCUUAAGAUGGAUCAUCACUUCACCUGCACAUAUUUCCCAUGCACCAUAACAAGAAACGCAGUUGAGGAAAGGAAAAAGGGACGCCAACUCUAUGAUGGCAUGGGAAGAGUGAAAGGAGGCCAAUCUCAACGCUUUAGCAAACACAUACAUCAAACAGGAGGAGGCGACAUUCCGACCAAGUUCCUCAGCAGGAGAGACAAGAUGGUAACCAACAGAAACACAAUUGCCACUCUAGGCACGUGUCGAGGAGUGGGAAAAGUACCUCCAACCACCACAAUAGGGCAUGCUAGUCGGGUUUACUGGUCAUGGCAUCUGGUCAGCACGUACAAUCAUGCUCUCAUUUACACUGAAUACAAUAUCCUACUAGGCCGACCUGCACUUUUCCAACUACGAGCGAUUUUUUCCACUCUCCAUGAAAUUCUCAAAUUCAGCACAAGCGGAAGAAGAGAACCAAGCAGGCUCUUUGAUGAACAAAACAAAACCCUGGAUAACCGUAUGAAACACAUGAUUGAUAGGUGCAGGGAAAAGAGCAAGUGUUGCAGCACAUGUUGGACCAAGGAGAAGGGGAAAUGUGAGUGCCUGCAGAGCAUGAAGGACAAAAUUAUGCUCUUCCACACCAAGACCGGUGGUGGAAGCAGGAAAGAACCCCAAGCUAUCAAGAAGCACUUGGAGAAGAUGAGAAAAGGAUGCACAACCAUGACGAGGCAGUCACAACGGAGCAAUCGACCAAAAAUAAAGUGA
Messenger RNA from Lactuca saligna, 1455 nucleotides. The record is from the annotation of a GenBank genome assembly. NCBI's taxonomy places the organism in Eukaryota, Viridiplantae, Streptophyta, Magnoliopsida, Asterales, Asteraceae.